Molecule: messenger RNA, 1102 nt
Organism: Peromyscus maniculatus bairdii (prairie deer mouse)
Lineage: Eukaryota; Metazoa; Chordata; Mammalia; Rodentia; Cricetidae
Source: RefSeq, a predicted model, not a curated record
CGGCUCCAGUGACCCCUGUUCUUGUGGGGACGCCUGGCGAACGUGUUUUCCGGGUCCCCAGAACGACAGGGAUAGGCACGCGGAGUUCCAGCCGCCAGCAAACCCGCGCAGCCUGUGCCCAGCCGGCGCUCUUCCUCGGCGCCCUGCCCACCAGGCUUCCCGGGCAGGCUCAAGCACCUUCUUCACCCUCCCGCCGUUGCCGGUGCUGGACUUCGGUGCAUGGCAGGACCGAGGCCAGUGGUGCUGAGUGGGCCGUCGGGGGCAGGGAAGAGCACCCUGCUCAAGAAGUUGCUCCAGGAACACGACAGCAUCUUUGGCUUCAGUGUGUCCCAUACUACAAGGACCCCACGACCUGGCGAGGAAAAUGGCAAAGAUUACUACUUUGUGACCAGGGAGAUGAUGCAGCGUGAUAUUGCAGCAGGGGACUUCAUCGAGCAUGCUGAGUUCUCGGGGAACCUGUACGGGACAAGCAAGGCGGCUGUUCGGGCUGUGCAGGCCAUGAACCGCAUCUGCGUGCUAGACGUCGACCUACAGGGCGUCCGCAGCAUCAAGAAGACUGAUCUGCAUCCCAUCUACAUCUCUGUGCAGCCCCCCUCGAUGGAUGUGCUGGAGCAGCGACUGCGGCUGCGCAACACUGAGACCGAGGAGAGUUUGGCCAAGCGGCUGGCAGCUGCCCGGGCUGACAUGGAGAGCAGCAAGGAGCCUGGCUUGUUUGACCUGGUGAUCAUCAAUGACAACUUGGAUGCAGCCUAUGCAACAUUGAAGCAGGCGCUCUCCGAGGAAAUCAAGAAAGCUCAAGGAACUGGCCAUGCCUGAGGGCCUGCUUCAUUCCAGAGUGCUGCCUGUGCCCCACAUAUGCUUGGGUUAUGAGGUGGGGUGGUCUUUGCCAGGGCACCAAGGACUUGUAAUAGGCUUCCGCUGUGGAGUAGGAGGAGCUGCCCCUUGUCUGGCCACAUGGUGGCUCUUCACCCUGUACUGACUUGCCGAGGCUAAAGGACUACGCUAUGUACCCACACCUGUCCUCCCUGGGCUGUCCCUGUCCAUACCCCUGUCCCUCCUGCUGGAGCAGGACUGACAUUCUAAUAAAGUAACUAUUGGGUUA